UUUUGCUCGGCUGUCUGCAGUGGAGGAAGCUAGAGCCGGAGAUCCGCAUCACACAGUACUGUACAUUUAAACGGGUUGCUACUGGCAUGUAAUAUAUGGAAUAAUUGACAGUAUGGCGUCAAAAGGCCACCCAGAAGCCCAGCACGCCCUGCCUGCACGAACAGCAUUAUUCCAACAGAAGGAUGGUAAAACAUACAGAAUUCCUGCUCUAAUCUACAUCAGUGAUGGUCAGACUUUCCUUGCCUUUGCUGAAGAGCGCAGCACUCCACGUGACAGUGAUGCAAAAGUGUUGGUCAUGAGGAGAGGAUCACUGCAAAAUGGGUCCCUUCAAUGGUCUCCUGCACAAACACUGUCUUCUGCUUCUUUGCCGGAUCAUCGCACCAUGAAUCCUUGUCCAGUCUAUGAGAGGAAAUCCAAAACUAUCUAUCUGUUCUUUGUCUGCAUAUUGGGCAAUACCACAGAGUAUCACCAGAUCGCUACAGGUAGAAACCAAGCACGGCUGUGUUACGUCACUAGUACAGACUAUGGCCAGAACUGGAGCAAGUUAACAGAUUUAACAAAUAGUGUUAUUGGAGAUGAGAUUUUCAACUGGGCUACUUUUGCAGUUGGACCAGGACAUGGGAUUCAGAUGAAAAGUGGAAGACUAAUCAUUCCAGCGUAUGUUUAUUACAUUCAUUAUAGGUGUUUUCCCUUUCAUUUUCCACUCAUAGUCAGGCCUCAUGCGUUAUCAUUCUAUAGUGAUGACUGUGGUGUCACCUGGCAGAUGGGAGGAAAAAUCCCAAUGAAGUCCUGCGAAUGUGAGAUGGCUGAGAUCAUAGACCACGCUGAUCAGAGUCAUUUGUACUGCAACGCCCGUAGUACAUGUGGCCACAGAGUGGAGGCUUUAAGUGAGAGCAGCGGGGCAGCUUUUGAUAGCCCUCAUGUUGCUCAGAAGCUCGUGGAGCCCCAUCGUGGCUGCCAGGGUAGCGUGUUGAGCUUCCCUAUGCCCGAGCGAUCGGAUGAAGAGGAGAAGAGCCCAAAUGAUUGCUUGACACAGUCUGAAACAAAAACUUGGUUACUCUAUUCCCAUCCAACUAAUAAAAAGAAAAGAAAGGAUCUUGGAGUUUACUUGAAUAAAUCACCCUUGAAAACGUCUGGUUGGGGCCGACCAUGGAUCAUCCAUCAGGGUCCCAGUGGAUAUUCAGAUUUGACACAGUGUGAGGAGCGAUUUGCCUGCCUCAUGGAGUGUGGAGAGAAAAGUGAGAUUGAGGAAAUAGCCUUUGUGGAAUUUAAACUCAGUGAUUUAAUGUGCACAUGAAAUUAUAAAAGUCCUGUUGGAUCUUUUAAAGGAAUAGUUCACCUCAAAAUGAAAAAGUAAAUGCUCAUAAUUUGCACUUUCUCAGGCCAUCUAAGAUGUACAUUACUUUGUUUUUUUUUAUUGGAACAGAUCUGAAAAUUUACUCACCAAUGGAUCCUCUGAAGUGUAAUGGGUGCCGUCCACAUGACUCCAGUCUAUCAAUUAACAUCUUCAGCAAAAAAGCUGUGUUUGUAAAAAACAAAUCCUGCAUUAAGAUGUUUCUUUAAACCAUUGAUUCAGUCUUUUUGACUGAAUCGGAAGGAAAAUUAGCACAAAAUAAGCACAGUUUACAAGCAAGAACAGUUCUAAAUAAACAUUUUAAUGUUUUAAUCAACUCUUUGGAUUCUUAUUCUGACGGCACCCAUUCACUGCAGAUGAUGCAUUGGUGAAAAAUGUAUGUAAUGCUACAUUUUAUCCAAAUCUGUUGCAAUGAAGAAACUAACUCAUCUACAUUUUGAGGGCGAGUUAAUUUUCCGCACUAUUUUAAUUUUAGGGUGAACUGUUCCUUUAACAUUUGCCUUGGAUUUGCAUUUUUCUGCUGGACAAAAUAUACCUGAGAAAAUAGCUGUAUUUUGAAUUCAGAUAAAUUUAUCUGAAAUGUACUCCCAGCAUCUCUUGAAAUCAUAAAACUGUUAUGAGAUAAAAAAUUAAGCAGCUAUUGUGAUAUUUUAAAUUAUGACUACUGAUACUGGCUUAACACGUAAUACAUGCUUUACCUUGUAUUUAUGUAUUUAUUGUAAGAAAAUGCCUAUUAUGUGCUUGUUGACCUUAAUAGUAUGACUGUAUGAUGGUCACUACUCAUUUGUAUGUGUAGUCAUUCAUAUGUCACAUUUUACAUUGAACUACACUUUUUUAUUUUAUUUAUUUAUUUAUUUUUAUGAUUUCACUGUAAAAAUGUAAAUAUUUCAAUAUUUUAAGGUAUUUCUCUAUAUUCUAUCGAUUCGGGGUGCAAAAGCCACUGUAGCAUGACAUUUGUUCAUGUACUAUCUUCAGCAUCUUUUUGUCAUUUUAUUACAGAUUCAUUCAAACAGUCUGGUUUAGAUCUAACAAAUUGUAAUGUUUGCAUUUAAAGUAGUUCAAGAGAGCUCUAAUGAUAUUGCACUGUUACAGACUGGUCAUUAAAAUGUAUGGUAUGAUUAAGUUUA
Labeo rohita (rohu) is the source of this 2481-nucleotide messenger RNA. RefSeq names its product sialidase-3. The transcript is spliced from 3 exons. Gene Ontology annotation, cellular component: lysosome; cytoplasm; membrane. Gene Ontology annotation, molecular function: exo-alpha-sialidase activity. The record is from RefSeq and is a predicted model, not a curated record. Bases 113 to 1297 code for a protein of 394 amino acids. NCBI's taxonomy places the organism in Eukaryota, Metazoa, Chordata, Actinopteri, Cypriniformes, Cyprinidae. Gene Ontology annotation, biological process: ganglioside catabolic process; oligosaccharide catabolic process.